AUGGAAUUGACAUCGCCCCUCGGUCUCGAUGCUCUCCCCAGCCAGCACUUCACCAAAGUCAAGCGCAACACCUUCGACUUGAACUUGAUGGUUGUUGGCGAGAGUGGCCUCGGAAAGACCACCUUCAUGAACACCCUCUUCAACACCGACCUCAAGGAGGAGAUCCUCCCCCGCAACCCACAGUCAACUCAGACAGUUCAGAUCCAGCCUUCGUACUAUGAACUGGUCGAGGAUGGAGUCAUCUUGAACCUCUGCAUUGUCGAUACGCCAGGAUUUGGAGAUGAGCUGAACCGUGAGCACAAUGUCGCCCCUAUCAUGGAGUAUAUCGACAAACAGUUCGAGGAGUACAUGACCGCUGAACGACACCCAGGAUUCCGAAAGGCCAUUCCCGAUACCCGCAUUCAUGCCGUGCUUUACUUUAUCGCACCCAACGGUCAUGGUUUGAAGGAACUUGAUGCCAAAGCUCUUCAGACUUUGGCUAAGAAGGUCAAUGUCAUUCCCAUUAUCGCCAAAGCCGACACCAUGACCGCCGAGGAGAAGGUGUCGUUCAAGCACAUCUUGUUGCGUGAUUUGCAGGAGCAUGGAAUUAAAACCUUCCCUUCGGAUUACCCUGAUGAGGUCGAUGGCGCAGAAGAGCUUUUGCAACAUAUUCCUUUCUCCGUCAUUGGAAGCGACACCAUUACCCGCAUUGGAAACAGAGAUGUCCGCUGCAGAACUUACCGCUGGGGAGUUGUUGAAGUUGAGAACGCUGAACACUCGGACUUUGUGUUCUUGAGAGAGCUGCUGAUGUCGACCUGCUUGCAUGAUCUGGUGGAGACGACACACAAUGUCCACUACCAUAAACACCGUGGUGAUGCCCUCCGCAAGCUGGGUCGCCCCGUUUCGAUCUUGGAAUGCGACGACAGCUACGACAGCCAGAUCGAAGGCACCAAGUCGCAGAACAAGCAGGAAAUGGAGCGUCGCGAGGAGGAGAUCCGUCAGAUGUUUGUGCAAAAGGUCAAGGAGAAGGAGAUUGCGCUGCGCGAGCGUGAGGACCAUUUGAACGCCAAGAAGGCCGAGCUGAUGGCGGAGCUGGAGCAGAUGCGUGUGCAGCUCGACGCUGAGCACCGUGAGGUUGAGGAGCUUGUGACUUUGUCGCGUAGCGGUACGUUAAACAAGUCCUCUAGCAAGCUCUUCAAGAACCCCAAGUAG
Messenger RNA from Linnemannia hyalina, 1191 nucleotides. Lineage: Eukaryota; Fungi; Mortierellomycota; Mortierellomycetes; Mortierellales; Mortierellaceae. The record is from the annotation of a GenBank genome assembly.